Molecule: messenger RNA, 8300 nt
Organism: Coregonus sp. 'balchen'
Lineage: Eukaryota; Metazoa; Chordata; Actinopteri; Salmoniformes; Salmonidae
Source: the annotation of a GenBank genome assembly
AUGCCGUGGUCCAGACCCCAGUCGGAGCUCCUCCCACCCCCCCGGCCUGCAGACAACAUGAAUGAUGAUGACCACCACUAUGAAGGCUCCCUGUUCCCCACCUCCAUCCUCAUCCCUGUUACCAUCAUCUGUAUCCUCCUCUUCCUGGUCGGUGUGUUGGGAAACACCAUGACUAUCCUCAUCAUCCAGGUAAGGAAGCGGGUUAGAGAACCAUACAAUGGGGGGAUGGAGAAGCUCCAAAAGGUUGCCAGUUUGAAUUCCACGUCAGACAGGUCUGAAAUGGGCCCGGCAAUUUUAAGCAUUAAAUGGAUUAAUUAAAUAUUCUUGUUCUUCUUUUUCCACCUAGCGCUUCAAGGAUAUGAAGACCACCACCAACCUGUACCUGUCCUCCAUGGCUGUGUCCGACCUCCUCAUCUUCCUCUGCCUGCCCUUUGACCUCUACCGCCUGUGGAAGUACGUCCCCUGGGUGUUUGGGGAGGUGGUGUGUCAUCUGUUCCACUAUGUCAAUGAAGGCUGUACGUACGCCACCAUCCUCCACAUCACCGCGCUCAGCAUGGAGCGAUACCUGGCCAUCUGUUUCCCCCUCAGAGCUAAAGUCGUGGUGACCAAACGCAGGGUCCAGUACAUCAUUAUGGCUCUAUGGACCUUUGCUCUGCUCUCUGCUGCCCCCAUGCUGUUUCUGGUGGGGGUGGAGUAUGACAACGAAACGUACCCGGACUACAGCACAAGACAGUGUAAACACACGAACUACGCCAUCAGGUCAGGGCAGCUGCACACAAUGAUCUGGGUGUCCACGACGUAUUUCUUCUGCCCCAUGUUCUGCCUGGUUUUCCUGUACGGCUCCAUUGGACGGAAGCUGUGGAAGAGUAAGAAUGACCUGCAGGGUCCCAAUGCCGUGGCCCGGGAGAGGUCGCAUAGACAGACCGUCAAAAUACUGGGUGAGUGACCGUCAAGAUGCCCUCUGUUUUUUUUUUUAUAGUCAUAAUUUGAAGUGUCUUGAGGUCAAAUGUGUUGAAGUCUUUGCCUACAGGAGGAAAUGAUGGUACUUCAGGACUAGUGUUCUAAAAUUCUGGGAACUUUCUGGUUUUCCAGAAAUCCUGGUUGGAGGAUUCUGUUUAUUUCCCUCCUGAUUCAGGGAAACCAACCGGGAGUUCUGGAAAACCAGGGAAUUUAUUGACAUUUAUUUUGCAACCCUAUUCAGGACCCACUUUACCCUGUCAUUAAUUUUCUUGAAACAUAAAACACUGUGUUAAAUCAAUUGGAAAUAUAGGUUGUUAACGCUACUUUUGAAGUGAUAUAACGGACAGACAUAUUUAAAUCCAGCAGCAAGACACAGUUUUAUAUUAACUAAAGUACAUUUGGUUUAAUAUAUACUAUUAAUUCUAGUUGUUUUAGAGUGCACAGCUUCAUCCACCACUAGACAUAACAGUCCAGUCUCCAUAGUGUGUCCGCUGUCUGUCACAUAACAGUCCAGUCUCCAUAGUGUGUCCUGCUGUCUGUCACAUAACACAGUCCAGUCUCCAUAGUGUGUCCAUAACACAGUCCAGUCUCCAUAGUGUGUCCAUAACACAGUCCAGUCUCCAUAGUGUGUCCAUAACACAGUCCAGUCUCCAUAGUGUGUCCUGCUGUCUGUCACAUAACACAGUCCAGUCUCCAUAGUGUGUCCUGCUGUCUGUCACAUAACACAGUCCAGUCUCCAUAGUGUGUCCUGCUGUCUGUCAAGAUAGUUUUAUGCAUGUGAUUGUGUAAGGGAUAAACACAGUCACGUCCUCUGCAGCCAGAACAACAGCAAAGUAGCUGCAUUUGCGUUUGUUUAAGCUGUUUUCUAUUGACAUGCAUUUGGAUACAUCCAUAGCAAUGAACUGAUGGUGCCCGAUUUGCAUAUCAAACACUAGGCUAGAAGCUAGCUAAACAGUUUAUCGCUAGCAAACAACCGAAUUAAAAAAAUAUCAGUUGCUGAAAACAGCUGGUUAAACUAGAAAUGUAAUGUGGGAGGAUUUGACAUAUUGGCGCCAGUUGCGUCAUAACGACAGUAGGGACCGGAGAAAUUCCCGUUCGUCACUCACCGUGUUAGGUGAAAUUCCCGUUCAUCACUCACCGUGUUAGGUGAAAUUCCCGUUCAUCACUCACCGUGUUAGGUGAAAUUCCCGUUCGUCACUCACCGUGUUAGGUGAAAUUCCCGUUCGUCACUCACCGUGUUAGGUGAAAUUCCCGUUCAUCACUCACCGUGUUAGGUCACCAUCAGAUGCUCCAAAGAAAUAUGUCCCUGCAAAAAUCAUUCAAUUGGUAGCUAGCUAGCUAAGUUUUUCUUCCUUUGACCUGCGUUUACAAUGUAUCAAAUUUCCGUUUGUGUGCUUGUUGGUUUAGCAUUCGGUAACUUUGUAGCAAGUAACAAAUAUAUAUAUAUAUAUAUUUGUAGCAAGUAAGGCCUGCAUGUGUAGGCGCAUAUUGUCAUGAUUGCAAGGUGUUUCAAUAUCUUUUCCAACUGUCCCGAUAUGACAUUUAUAGACCCACCCAUUAUAUCGAAAUCAUGAAUCAGCUGGUAUCAUUUUUAUGGAUAUAUACAAAGAAAUGUCAAUUGAAAAAAAGGUACAACGAAACGAAGUGCAGCUAGUUUGCAGUCUUUCCAGCUUCAGUUUGAAGUGAUUAUGUUAGCUGUGUUGUUGGCUAGCUCCUCUGGACAACAGUGUCCUGACGAGAGAGCACAUUUUCUAUGCCAGGCGAAAUCGGGAACCAUCAGCUCAUUGUUAUGGAUGUGUCCAAAUAAAUGUCACUAGAAAACAGCUUAAACAAAUGCAAAUUCAGCUACUUUGCUGUUAUUCUGGCCGCACUUUUUGACGUGACUGUAAGUUAGCCGUAGUUGGCUAGCUAGCAAACAUGGGAUAAGAACGUUACCAGCCAGUAUGGCAAUGGAACAUUUAGAACGAACGACUGGGUCGCGUCCAUAGAUACAGAACAAAAAGACUGACCGACUGGGUCGCGCCCAUAGAUACAGAACAAAAAGACUGACCGACUGGGUCACGUCCAUAGAUACAGAACAAAAAGACUGACCGACUGGGUCACGUCCAUAGAUACAGAACAAAAAGACUGACCGACUGGGUCACGUCCAUAGAUACAGAACAAAAAGACUGACCGACUGGGUCACGUCCAUAGAUACAGAACAAAAAGACUGAACGACUGGGUCGCGUCCAUAGAUACAGAACAAAAAGACUGACCGACUGGGUCGCGUCCAUAGAUACAGAACAAAAAGACUUAACAACUGCCCUUGAAGUCAGUGUUUGGAGGAUAUAUUGGCACGGUUUGCCGGCCCUCGACUUCGUCACACCCAUGGCAACAUAUCCUCCAAACACCGCCAUCUCGGGCAUUAUCACUUAAAUAAUGCACGCUCUAGAAUGCCCUUAAAGCCAAUCAGAAACUAGUAUUCAACAAUACCAUGGGUAUAACUGGUUUUAAUGUUCAUUCUAGAAGGCCUUUCUAGCUAAUCAGAAAUGAGUAUUAAACAAUGCUGUGGUAUAAGCUUCUUUUUAAUGUCAGAACAAAACCCUGAUGAUGGCUUCCAGCCAAAUCGUUGGUGAUAUUAACAGUUCACUGCAAGCAGAAAGGGUGUGACCUAAAAAUGACACUAAAAGCCUGUUUAGUAGAACAAAUGAUGUCCAUUGACCGCCUACGUAGCCUAUAAACUUGAUUUGUAGUCCUUGAUUUGUAGUCCUGUCGUCUUCAUCGGUAGCCUGUCAAUAUUUACUGUAUCUGCUUUUAUAUUAAUUAGCUGGACAACCACAGUGCACAGCAGAGACCAUGUCGCCAGCUUUUUGAGUCCACAAAUUGGAUUAUCGUCAAAGUGACUCAUUAAUCAGAGAUAAUGGGGAUUUUCUUUUCAUGCUCCCCGUACAUCACCGGAUCUAAAUCACCGCCUUUCCGACUAGUGGAUUCGGCUAUUUCAGCCACACCCGUUGCUGACAGGUGUAUAAAAUCGAGCACACCGCCAUGCAAUCUCCAUAGACAAACAUUGGCAGUAGAAUGGCCCGUACUGAAGAGCUCAGUGACUUUCAACGUGGCAGCGUCAUAGGAUGCCAACUUCCCAACAAGUCAGUUCGUCAAAUGUCUGCCCUGCUAGAGCUGCCCCGGUCAACUGUAAGUGCUGUUAUUGUGAAGUGGAAACGUCUAGGAGCAACAAUGACUCAGCCGCAAAAUGGAAUGCCACAGCUCACAGAACGGCAUCGCCGAGUACUGAAGCGCGUAGCACGUAAAAAUAAUCUGUCCUUGGUUGCAACACUCACCACCGAGUUCCAAACUGCCUCUGGAAGCAGCGUCAGCACAAGAACUGUUCGUCGGGAGCUUCAUGAAAUGGGUUUCCAUGGCCGAGCAGCUGCACACAAACCUAAGAUCACCAUGCGCAAUGUCAAGUGUCGGCUGGAGUGGUGUAAAGCUCGCCGCCAUUGGACUCUGGGACAGUGGAAACGCGUUCUCUGGAGUGAUUAAUCACACUUCACCAUCUGGCAGUCCGACAGAUGAAUCUGGGUUUGGCGGAUGCCAGGAAAACGCUACCUGCCCUAUGCUCAGUGCCAACUGUAAGGUUUGAUGGAGGAGGAAUAAUGGUAUGGGGCUGUUUUUCAUGUUUCGGGCUAGGCCCCUUAGUUCCAGUGAAGGGAAAUCUUAACGCUACAGCAUGCAAUGACAUUCUAGACGAUUCUGUGCUUCCAACUUUGUGGCAACAGUUUGGGGAAGGCCCUUUCCUGUUUCAGCAUGACAAUGCCCCCGUGUACAAAGCGAGGUCCAUACAGAAAGAACUUGACUGGCCUGCACAGAGCCCUGACCUCAACCCCAUCGAACACCUUUGGGAUUAAUUGGAACGCUGACUGCGAGCCAGGCCUAAUCGCCCAACAUCAGUGCCCGACCUCACUAAUGCGCUUGUGAUUGAAUGGAAGCACGUCCUCUCAACAAUGUUCCAACAUCUAGUGGAAAGCCUUCCCAGAAGAGUGGAGGCUGUUAUAGCAGCAAAGGGGGGGACCAACUCCAUGUUAAUGCCCAUGAUUUUGGAAUGAGCUGUUCGACGAGCAGGCGUCCACAUACUUUUGGUCAAGGAGUGUAUAUACCUCUAGUGCUCCUCAAUCUCAGUGAUAUACAGCGCCUUACAAAUGUAUUCAUCCCCCUUGGCCUUUUUCCUAUUUUGUUGCAUUACAACCUGUAAUUUAAAUGGAUUUUUAUUUGGAUUUCAUGUAAUGGACAUACACAAAAUAGUCAAAAUUGGUGAAGUGAAAUGAAAAAAAUUAUUUGUUUCAAAUAAUUAUACAAAAUAAGUAACGGAAAAGUAGUGUGUGCAUAUGUAUUCACCCCCUUUGCAAUGAAGCCCCUAAACAAGAUCUGGUGCAACCAAUUACCUUCAGAAGUCUCAUAAUUAGUUAAAUAAUGUCCACCUGUGUGCAAUCUAAGUGUCACAUUAUCUGUCACAUGAUCACAGCAUAUAUACACCUGUUCUGAAAGGCCCCAGAGUCUGCAACACCACUAAGCAAGGGGCACCACCAAGCAAGCGGCACCAUGAAGACCAAGGAGCUCUCCAAACAAGUCAGGGACAAAGUUGUGGAGAAGUACAGAUCAGUGUUGGGUAAAAACAUUUUGGGGAAACUUUGAACAUCCAACGGAGCAACAUUAAAUCCAUUAUUAAAAAAUGGAAAAAUAUAGCACCACAACAAACCUGCCAAGAGAGGGCCGCCCACCAAAACUCACAGAACAGGCAAGGAGGGCAUUAAUCAGAGAGGCAACAAAGAGACCAAAGAGAACCCUGAAGGAGCUGCAAAGCUCCAUAGCGGAGAUUGGAGUAUCUGUCCAUAGGACCACUUUAAGCCAUACAUUCCACAGAGCUGGGCUUUACGGAAGAGUGGCCAGAAAAAAAGCCAUUGCUUCAAGAAAAAAAUAAGCAAACACGUUUGGUGUUCGCCAAAAGGCAUGUGGGAGACUCCCCAAACAUAUGGAAGAAGGUACUCUGGUCAGAUGAGACUAAAAUUGAGCUUUUUGGCCAUCAAGGAAAACGCUCUGUCUGGCGCAAACCAAAACACCUCUCAUCACCCCGAGCACACCAUCCCCACAGUGAAGCAUGGUGGUGGCAGCAUCAUGCUGUGUGGAUGUUUUUCAUCGGCAGGGACUGGGAAACUGGUCAGAAUUCAAAGAUUGAUGGAUGGCGCUAAAUACAGGGAAAUUCUUGAGGGGAAACCUGUUUCAGUCUUCCAGAGAUUUGAGACUGGGACGGAGGUUCACCUUCCAGCAGGACAAUGACCCUAAGCAUAAUGCUAAAGCAACACUAGAGUGGUUUAAGGGGAAACAUGUAAAUGUCUUGGAAUGGCCUAGUCAAAGCCCAGACCUCAAUCCAAUUGAGAAUCUGUGGUAUGACUUAAAGAUUGCUAUACACCAGCGGAACCCAUCCAACAUGAAGGAGCUGGAGCAGUUUUGCCUUGAAGAAUGGGCAAAAAUCCUAGUGGCUAGAUGUUUCAAGCUUAUAGAGACUUGCAGCUGUAAUUGCUACAAAAGGUGGCUCUACAAAGUAUUGACUUUGGGGGGGGGGUGAAUAGUUAUGCACGCUAAAGUUUUCUGUUUUUUGGUCUUAUUUAAAUAAAUAAAAAUUGCAUCUUCAAAGUGGUAGGCUUGUUGUGUAAAUCAAAUGAUACAAACCCCCAUAAAAUCCAUAUUAAUUCCAGGUUGUAAGGCAACAAAAUUGGAAAAAUGCCAAGGGGGGUGAAUACUUUCACAACCCACUGUACCUGACCAGCACAUAUCAUCCCUCUAGUGCUCCUCAAUCUCAGUGAUAUACAGUCAGGUCCAUCAAUAUUUGGACAUUGACCAAGUUAUUAUUUUAGCUGUCUACCACAGCAUAUUGGAGUUGAAAUUAAAUAAGGAAUAUAAGCUGAAAGUGCAGACUUUCAGCUUUAAUUUGAGGGUAUUUACAUCCAAAUCGGGUGAACGGUGUAGAAAUUACAACACUUCUAUAUGUGGUACCCCUCUUUUUAAGGGACCAAAAGUAAUUGGACAAUUGGCUGCUCAGCUGUUCCAUGGCCAGGUGUGUGUUAUUACUUCAGAAUACAAGGGCUAGAGAUGAUUUCAAGUGUGGUAUUUGCAUUUGGAAUCUGUUGCUGUUAACCCUCAAUAUGAAGUCCAAAGAGCUGUCACUGCCAGUGAAGCAAGCCAUCAUUAGGCUGAAAAUCAAAACAAACCCAUCACAGAGGUAGCAAAAACAUUAGCUGGCCAAAUCAACUAUUUGGUACUUUCUUAAAAAGAGAAAACGCACUGGUGAGCUCAGGAACACCAAAAGGCCCGGAAGACCACGGAAAACAACUGUCGUGGAAUGACAGAAUCAUUACUUCCCUGGUGAAGUAAAAACCUGUUCACAACAGUUGUCCAGAUCAAGAACACCCUCCAGGAGGUAGGAGUAUCUGUGUCGAAGUCAACCAAGUAUUAAAACUCACAAUUUAAUUUAUGAUUAUGUUAGUUUGUCCAAUUACUUUCGAGCCCCUAAAAUUGGGGGGCUGUGUAUAAAAAUGGUUGUAAUUCCUACACGGUUCGUACAAUAAUAUUGACAAAACCCUUAAAUUAAAGAUGAAAGUCUACACUUGAAGCACAUCUUGAUUGUUUGCUUUCACAUCCAUUGUGGUGGCAUACAGAGCCAGAAUUAUGCAAAUUGUGUCACUGUCCAAAUACUUAUGGACCUGACUGUAUCUGAUCACCACACACAUGUUUAGAGAGAUUGGAAACUCUUGUUGGGAUCCGUGGACAGGCAUGGUUUAAGUUUUUUAAGAGAAGUCCACAGGUAUCAAUUUGUUCAUAUGAAUGACAAAUCCUCCCAUCACUUUAAAGUUCAAAUAUAUUUGGUGUACCACAAGGAUCAGUUUUGGGCCCUUUACUUUUUUUUAAAUUAUGGAACCACAUGGUUGCAUAGCUCUAACCCUAACAUCUUUCUCUCUCUCGUUCUCUCUCUCCUCCCUCAUCCUCCACCAGUGGUAGUAGUCCUGGCGUUUGUGAUCUGUUGGUUGCCGUACCACAUUGGACGGAACCUGUUUGCCCAGGUGGAUGACUAUGAUGAGGCUAAACUGAGCCAGGACUUCAACAUAGGCUCCAUGGUCCUCUGUUACCUCAGCGCCUCCAUCAACCCUGUCCUCUAUAACCUCAUGUCCAGGAAGUACCGCGCCGCCGCGCACCGCCUCUUCCUGCUCAGACGCAAGCCCCACCCCCGACUCAAUGGUAGCAACAACCGUAGACCAACUGGACAGAGAGCAGCAGCUGUCCCUCAGAGAAGAAACCACCGUACUCGAUGA